GGCCCAGCAGGGCGCCCCGCCAUGGCGAGCCCCGCACGGCCGCGGCAGGAGCUGGCGGCGGAGGAGCGGCGGCUCCGCGGCGCGGCCCCGACGGUGCCCCGCGACGCCAAGCGGGAGGCGGCGGGGGAGCGGCUGGUGCUGCUGGAGCUGCGGCGCUGCGGGCGGCCGCCGUCCCCCGGGCCCGGCGAGCGGCAAGAGGAGGGGGAGGAGGAGGAAGAGGAGGGGGAGGCGGCGGCGGGCGAAGACUGUUGCGGCAAGUGCAAGAAGCGGGUGCAGUUCGCCGACUCGCUGGGGCUGAGCCUCGCCAGCGUCAAGCACUUCAGCGACGCCGAGGAGCCGCAGGUGCCGCCCGCCGCGUUGUCCCACCUGCAGAGCCCGCCCGGCGAGGAGCGGGACCCGCCGCCGCCCGGCGGGGAUCCCCCGCCGCCCGCCCUGCUCCUGGUGCCCGACUUCCCCGACGGCGGGGAGCCCACCGCCGAGCGGCUGCGGCGGCAGCGCGUCUGCCUGGAGCGGCUGGGGCGGCCCGCGGCGCCCACCGACGUGCGGGGCACCGUGCAAGUGCUGGGCGGCCCCGGCCUCAAGGAGGUGACGGUGCGCUACACCUUCAACGAGUGGCUCUCCUUCGUGGACGUCCCGGCCGCCCCCCUGCCCCCCGACCCGCCGGCCGAGCGCUACGGCUUCACCCUGUGCGUCCCGCCGAGCCUGCGGGAGGGCUCUGCCCUCCACUUCGCCAUCCGCUACCGCAACGCGCAGGGCGAGUUCUGGGACAACAACGGCGGCCGCAACUACACCCUGCGGUGCUGCGGCUGCCCCGGGGGCGGCCCCGCACCGCCCGCCGCCGCCCUGCCGCCCCCCGCCGCCCCCCGGUACUGACGCCGGCCGGGCGAGGGGAGCCGAGGGGACGCGGCCGGGCAGGGGGAGGCGGCCCCGCACCUCCCGCUCCCGGAGUGAGGCCCGUCUCGGGAGGGAGACAGCCAGCGCGCCGAGGCCACCGUCCCGGAGACUGCCCCAAGUCUGGUGGUUUUUAAGCAGGCACUUCGGUUUUGCCAGCGAAACAUGGAUGUGUGUAGGCUCGCAUUGCUGUGGCUUGUGGAAUCGUUCUUUUUUUUUUUUUUUUUUUGAGGGAACAAGGAGAAUGAGUAGCGUGGGCUUUGCUUUUCCCCUCUUGAAGUGAAUUUUUGAGGUCUUGAUUUGGGCUUGACUUCACUUACCCGAUUAGUCAGAGAUGCACAAGAGCACUCGUGUGAAAACUUGGUGGCGUGUUCGCUACAAUUUAACUUAGGAUCUCAGUUUUCUCGUUCUCACAUCCAUUUCAAAGACAUAAUACUGCAACACCAAUGAUGUGUUUUGUCUUUUUUUUUAUUUUUUUUUUUAGUUCAGUGGACUCUGUAACAAUACGAUUCACUGUUGUGACCACCUGUCAAACUCGUGACAGGCUUGCAUGCCCGUCCCACCUUUGCAGGCAGUCUGUUUUGGGGCUGGAUCUGGGGCUGGAGAGGGCUGCUCUGGUUUUUGUCACUCAGCACACUUUGAUACCGCUCCCUGCUCCCCAGGCUUGCAUGUAGAUCCCGUCUGGCUAGUAGCAGCCAACAGGGACUUCUGCAAAGAUGUUUUUGCUUAAAAUAAACUCGUGACUUCUUUUCACACAACUGACAAGUCGAAAACCAAGACGAAGGAGGAGUUUAAAUAUUUGCUGCGUUUAUCAGGAGAACUUUGGUUACACCUUUGAGUCAUGCACUGUGAAGUACAAGAUUGUGUCCGUCUCAUACACGGUUCUGUAUUUUCAGAUUUAGGGAGCAGAUGCUGAUUUGGAUGACCUUCUCACUGAGGAGUGACGAUGCGAUAACAGAGAGGGUGUCCUCAGUAACUAAUGAAAACAAGUGCCUUAGUUCAGCUCUCCUUAUGUUACAUUUUGCACCACAUUUCUCAAGUAUUUAUAAUUUAUUCAGCUUAUUUUGCUACAUAUUUUUCUGUAUUUGUAUGUUGCUGGGAAAGGACUUUGUUGUGCAUGCAGCUGGACUUCACAGCGCUGGACACUUGAAAUGAUUUUACAGUCUUCACUGUUGCACUGCAAGCCUAGAGGUUGACUGUUGCUGGUGUCCCAAGUCCUGAAAUUAAGCAAAAAGUACCAAUGCAAAUGGGUUUGUAAGAAUAAAAAAAAGUUUUAAAAAAAGUUAAAAA
Messenger RNA from Myiozetetes cayanensis, 2181 nucleotides. RefSeq names its product protein phosphatase 1 regulatory subunit 3G (gene PPP1R3G). Gene Ontology annotation, cellular component: protein phosphatase type 1 complex. Bases 22 to 873 code for a protein of 283 amino acids. Lineage: Eukaryota; Metazoa; Chordata; Aves; Passeriformes; Tyrannidae. The record is from RefSeq and is a predicted model, not a curated record. The transcript has a single exon. Gene Ontology annotation, molecular function: glycogen binding; protein phosphatase 1 binding. Gene Ontology annotation, biological process: regulation of glycogen biosynthetic process.